AUGUGUUUUAGCUAUUAUCUCGGUUUACGUCAAAAGUCCGAGGAGUUCAAAGCAUCAUGUUUACCACCUUUUCAAGUUACUUCCGAAGGAAUCUCUUUCCAUGAUGACUGGCCUUACGCAAUCCAUCUUCUGGGUCACUUGUAUGUUGACGAUUGUGAUAGUGCACGUUUCCUCUGGAAAACGAUACCUUCAAGUGUGAAGGAGAGCAAGCCUGAAGUUGUUGCUGCUUGGAGGAUUGGUCAGAAGCUGUUGACACGCGACUAUGCAGGUGUAUAUGAAGCUAUUCGGGGUUAUGAUUGGAGUCAGGAAACUAAAGAUAUGGUUGCUGCAUUCUCAGAUGUUUACAGAAAAAGGAUGUUUCAGCUUUUGAUGUCUGCCUACUCCACAAUUACCAUCCGUGAUUUAGCUCUUUUCCUUGGGAUGACAGAAGAUGAUGCCACAACUUAUGUUGUGAAGAAUGGCUGGAUAGUGGACACAGCAUCUCAAAUGGUGACUGUGAAGAAGCAAGCUGUUAAAAGAGGGCAAAAGGUUGAUUCAUCGAAGCUUCAGCGCUUGGCGGAGGAUGUGUUCCACCUUGAACACUAAAAACUAAGACCACUCUCGUAUCAAUGGGGGUUUCUGAUAGUGGAAAACUGGAAGACCAAACAAAAUUUGUUUUUCGGAAGUUGAAGUUGUAAUUGACAACAUGUCUAUUAUCUCGAGUCUCAGUACUGAUAUGAAGCAGGUUUCUGGUAUUAAGUUUGUCUUCCGCAUGCUGAUUGUAGAUAAAUCUUCAAAUGCACAAUCGAAUAUUGGAAAUCUGUAAAUAAUAAACAAUUACAUGGUGGUUGAGUGUUGACUGACAA
Molecule: messenger RNA, 845 nt
Organism: Brassica oleracea var. oleracea
Lineage: Eukaryota; Viridiplantae; Streptophyta; Magnoliopsida; Brassicales; Brassicaceae
Product: COP9 signalosome complex subunit 8-like
Exons: 5
Coding region: 1-585 (194 amino acids)
Biological process (GO): protein deneddylation; COP9 signalosome assembly
Cellular component (GO): COP9 signalosome
Source: RefSeq, a predicted model, not a curated record